Messenger RNA from Ziziphus jujuba (common jujube), 1158 nucleotides. RefSeq lists its product as uncharacterized. NCBI's taxonomy places the organism in Eukaryota, Viridiplantae, Streptophyta, Magnoliopsida, Rosales, Rhamnaceae. Bases 167 to 1003 code for a protein of 278 amino acids. The transcript is spliced from 5 exons. The record is from RefSeq and is a predicted model, not a curated record.
AGGCCAACUUUCCUUCUUCCACCCUCCAACUCCAAGCUCCCAAGUUUCGCAGUCUGUCACGCAGAGAACUUCUCUUGUUUCUGCCCACCAACUGUUUGUCUAUAUUACUCAAACAAUACCCGUUAGAAAAUAGCUUAGACAUCAAAAAGCAAACGAGCCGGUCACCAUGGAUUCGCUCUCUUCGGUCUCUCCCUCCUUAGUUCUACCCCCUAGUAACGCUCUUCGACCACGGAGGCGACAUCUCGCUCUCUUUUCUCGUGGUUUAAGCAAUCGCAGUCCGCGUCUCUGUUCUAUGUUCCACCUUCCGUGCUCUCCAGAGCCUUCCAAGAGGAGAUGGAGAGCUUCUUGUAAAUUGGACGGCGGUGGGGCUGCAGAGGAGGACGGUGACGCUGGAAGUGAGGAUGUGGAGAGGGCGCUUCAUUUAGACGGGAAUAUUCCGGGCACUUCGGACGAGUUCGUGAAGAGGGUUUCCUCCCGUGCCUACGAUAUGCGUCGACGACUGCAGCAGUCAUUUGAUAGCAGUAGCUAUGAUGUGUUGGAAGCUAACCCAUGGAGAGAAACUUCCAAGCCUGUAUAUGUACUAACCCAGCAGGAAAACCAGCUCUGUACAAUGAAAACCCGAAGAAAUCGCAGUGAAGUAGAAAGGGAGCUUGGAUUAUUGUUUUCUAAAGGAGGAAAAUGGAAGUCAGGAAUUGGAAAUCAGGCUAAACAAUCAAGAAGUGGAUCAAAGUUUCAGAUGCUCGUGGAGGAUAUUAGGGAGGGCGUGCUAAUUUUUGAAGAUGAGACUGAAGCUGUAAGAUAUUGCGACCUAUUGCAAGGAGGAGGUCAAGGUUGUGAAGGGGUUGCAGAGAUAGAAGCUUCAUCAGUAUUUGAUCUUUGCCAGAAAAUGAGAGCUCUUGCAGUUUUGUUUCGUAGAGGGAGGACACCUCCUUUACCACAAAGCCUUGAGCUAAAUCUGAAAGCCCGCAAGCGAUCCCUAGAAGACCAAGAGGAUUUGAUAUGAAGCUCUUAAAGGUUGAAAUUGCUAAAAAAUGUAUGAGAAAUCAUGCUAUUCAAGGAGAAGGCUAUAAAAUAGAUACUUGCAUAUCUGUAAUAUGUAUAAACUCAUUCAUGAAUUAUGUAACCCAAAGAAAAUAGAAUAUACCUGAUUACGUCCAA